Schistocerca cancellata (South American locust) is the source of this 358-nucleotide messenger RNA. Its product is annotated as cuticle protein 16.5-like. Lineage: Eukaryota; Metazoa; Arthropoda; Insecta; Orthoptera; Acrididae. The transcript has a single exon. The annotation marks the transcript as partial. The record is from RefSeq and is a predicted model, not a curated record.
GGCUACCUGCUGGACACCCCUGCCGUCGCCGCCACCAGGGCCGCCCACCUGACCGCCGUCGCCCAGACUCAGGCCCGUGACGCCGUCAUCAACGGCGCCGCCCUCGCCUACGCCGCCCGCGCUUACGCCGCCCCCGCCGUGGCGUACGCCGCCCCCGCCCCUGUGGCUUACGCCGCUCCCGCUCCUCUGGCCUAUGCCGCCCCCGGUGCUCUCGCCGCCGCCGCCCACCUCCACGCUAAAGCUGCUCUGCUGGGCUGAAAUUUCUUUUCUUAAAGCAUCUUGUCAGUGAACUUCGCAAGUGUGAAGUUACUGCCUUCAAAAUUUUCAUAAAAAUAAUAAAUUAUUUAGUACAAACUUA